Raphanus sativus (radish) is the source of this 682-nucleotide messenger RNA. RefSeq lists its product as uncharacterized. The record is from RefSeq and is a predicted model, not a curated record. Gene Ontology annotation, cellular component: cytochrome b6f complex. The transcript has 2 exons. The coding region runs from base 201 to 575 and encodes 124 amino acids. Lineage: Eukaryota; Viridiplantae; Streptophyta; Magnoliopsida; Brassicales; Brassicaceae.
GUGUGUCCAAGGAUAUUUAGGAAAAAAAGAAAAGAAUUAUCCAUCUCUCGUCGUUAUUGGUUGUGGCAGCCACACCCACCUUAUCCGCAAUCUCCUCUUUCUCUCCUAAAAUAAAGCUAUUAACCUUCUUUUUGCUUCUCUCAUCUCUGAGUCCAUUCACUUCUGUUGCAUCCUUCAACCUUACUCAUAGCAAAAAGGAAAUGGCUACAGCAGCGGCACCGGCGGUGGUUGCAUGGACAAGAGCGGGAGUCGCGUUCAAAUCCGGACAGUCACAGAGGAAAACGGAGAUGAAAAUUUCGUACGUGAGAGGACUAAAUUCUUACGGUGGUCUCAAGGCACAGAACAACAAGGUUGUCUCCAUGGGAUUACCGCUCUGCACCGAACAGUGCUUUGCCAAUGUCGUGAUGUCUCUCAAAGGGCGAACAAGUGGAAGUGGAGGAGCCUUAACCUCAACUUGUAACGCAGUCGGAGAGAUCUUCAAGAUUGCAGCAAUCAUGAACGCUCUUACUCUUGUUGGCGUUGCGGUUGGAUUCGUUCUCCUUCGAAUCGAAGCUUCUGUUGAGGAAGCUGAGUAAAUAGAUUGAACAAUCCUUUUCUUUAUAUUAAUAUAUAUUUGUUAUUGUUGUUGUCAAGCUUCUGGAUGCAUAUGAGACAUUUGUUUUAUGAAGCUCUUUUGUUCUUA